UCAAACAUUAGUGGCUUAUACAAAGAAGUGGUUGCGAAGAGUGUCACGUGGGGCCACACCGUUGAUCGAUUUGAUAUCCGAAGGGAAAGAAUAGAAAACAUUGGCUGAGACUUCUUCGGCCAUUGCGUGCCAGUGAUGGACCACACAGUACUACAUGAAUCGGAUAGCACUUCCGAAAUUGAUGAACAGACUAAAACCUGGGAAUCAGAGCCUCCUUCUCUAACUCCCGCCGACGACGUCGCAAAUGGAUCCAAUGUGAUGAUUGAAUGUGGCAUCGGCCACCGUGUUCAGGCUAGCCGGUCAGUCCUUGCAUUAGUUCUAGAUGAUGAGUGUGUUUUCGCUGGUCUGCAGGGCGGAGACAUUGUAGCAUGGUCGCUUCAAACAUAUGAACUCGUGCUCUCAGUGCACGCUCACCAAGAAAGCGUCCUGGAUCUUUAUCUGUCUGAAGACAAGGAAUUGCUCUUCUCUAGUGGUGGAGAUUCAGUCGUUAAUGUUUGGUCGACUAGGACAUUUGAUCGCUUGUACUCGAUUCACUCCCACCAUGAUGUAGGCGAUAUUUUUGCGGUUGCCUACUCACCGAGUUUGAAAACGAUCUACUGUGGUGGCCAGAACACCAGUAUCCAGUGGUGUGAUAUCUCACAAGCUGAUGAGACUGCCACGAAAUUGUCGGCAGCCCAUCUGUCUAGAAGGACUCAUAGAUUUUUUGAUUCUCGAGGCCCUGACGGUAGUCGUGCUCCGAGGCCGGAUGCGGGACCGGACGGGACGCAUUGCGUCACACAGGGUGGCCAAGUUCUCACCUUCAAGCGGGAUCAUCACAGGAUAUUUUCUCACCAUGGCUAUGUGUACACUAUGCUGCUUGUUCGAGGGUUGGUUGAGUCGGCACCCUCCGAGGAAGUACUCAUAACCGGUGCUGGUGACGGCGUCGUCAAACUUUGGCGUCUGGACCAAGAUAAAUCGAAUGCAGUACCAUCCGCCAUAGCAAAGCUGCAAAAUGGCGACUCAGUACUUUCUAUCGCAGUGGACGGGUCGUUUCUCUACUGUGGUCUCGCAGGCGGUGCGUUGAACAUCUGGAAUCUUGAUUCUCAUCAGCUCGUGAAGCGGAUCACUAGGCAUACCGGCGAUCUGUGGGCGGUGGAUAUCGUCCAUGGGGUGGCCGUGUGUGGAGACUCAAAUGGAAUCGUAAAGAAAUUCAACUCGCGAUUUGAGGAGGUUGGUAGCUGGACCGCUCAUAAAGGAACGAUGCUCGCCUCGGCUGCUGGACGAUUUAAGGAUCGAUUGAUUUAUGCUUCGGGAGGAAAUGACAACACCGUCGGUAUCUGGGAUCUGACGGAUGUCUCUCUGAAGCAGGGCGAACUACCCCUUAUCAACAACGAUGAAAUGGUCAACUGCCUUGCAAAGUUCGUCGCAUUCAAGACGAUAUCAGCGAGCCCCAAAUUCGCAGGCGAAUGCAACCAGGGUGCGGCGUUUCUGCGACGACAUUGCGUAUACUUGGGAGCCAAAACAAAGCUUCUCACCACCGGGAAAGACACGAACCCAAUUGUCUAUGCUCGUUUCAACGCUACCUCCUCGGAAAAGAUCGACAAGACCAUUCUGUUCUACGGUCACUACGAUGUCGUUGGGGCUGAUGCCAACCGCAACAAGUGGAAAACGGAUCCGUACCAGCUGACUUCGAUGGAUGGCUUUCUCUACGGUCGUGGUGUAUCAGACAACAAAGGCCCUAUCUUGGCUGCUUUAUACGCCGCUGCAGACCUUGCACGUCAAAAAGCGCUCCGGUGCAAUGUUGCAUUCCUCAUUGAGGGCGAGGAAGAAUCGGGCUCCCAGGGCUUCCAUGAAACUGUUCGACGACAUAAAGAGCAGAUCGGACCAGUGGAUUACAUCCUGUUGGCCAACAGCUACUGGCUAGACGACUACAAUCCCUGCUUGACCUAUGGGCAACGCGGAGUCGUUCACGCGAACCUGAUUGUGACCAGCGACCACCCUGACCUACAUAGCGGUAUUGAUGGGAGCGCCUUACUGGAUGAACCGUUGAAAGACCUUACCUUGCUACUUGGUACUUUAGUGGGACCCAAGGGCCGCAUUAAUCUCCCCGACUUUCGGGAUCGGGUUUUGCCUCUCCCCGAAGCCGAGAAACAGCGGUAUGCGGAUAUUGCACAGAUACUGUUGCAGCAACACCCCGAGAUUGCCGACCGCGACGCCCUGAUUGACUCCCUUAUGCACCGGUGGAGGGAGCCAUCCCUCACCAUUCAUUCCAUCGAAGUACCGGGUAACAGUAAGAGCACGACGACGACCAUCUCGCGCCGCGCAAAGGCCAGUGUGUCCAUUCGACUGGUGCCAAACCAGGAAGCGGACGAUGUGGCAGCAAGCUUGACCAUGUAUUCACAGGAGCAGUUUGAUCGCCUGGAAUCACAAAAUGAUCUGACAGUCGAGAUUACGGGCAAGUCUGAUCCUUGGCUAGGUGACCCGGACAACGAGAUGUUCGAGACACUUGCAGAGGCCAUCACGGCGGCAUGGACGCCGGAUCAGCAAGACCAAAAACACCAGUAUCCUCCGGUUCAACGAAACUUACAAGAUCGAACGGUCAGCAAAUUGGCCAAGGAACCAGGCCCUCGACUCUCUCGGAAAGACUCUUCUGACAGUCUGGCUUCCCAUAUUGAUCGUAUCAUCAUGUCGUCGACCACAUCUUCGGCAAGGAAGGCCGAGACGCGCCAACGAAGCUCUCUCAGCAUGGGGGUACCCACUUCCUCGACGUUGACGAGCAAGUCCAGCCCCGCCGUGGUGUCCGGUGAUUUAACCAGAGAGACAUCUCCCGCGCCUCAGGGAGAGACACCUCCGCCGGCUGAACCAGUCUCCGGACCGUCCAGUGUCCGCCCCAUCUAUAUCCGCGAGGGAGGAUCUAUCCCAACGAUCCGUUUUCUCGAGAAGGAAUUCUCCGCUCCGGCGGCCAACCUUCCCUGUGGACAGGCAAGUGAUAACGCGCAUUUGUACAAUGAAAGAUUGCGCGUGGAGAACUUGUACAAGAGUAGAGAGAUCUUCAGUUAUGUGUUUUCGCGCUUGCCGGAGAGAGAGCGGAAGUGAUGCACGGUGAGGCGUUGGGCGUGGGCUUUAUGCAGAGGUAGCAUAUGAUACGUAUUGGAAAUUGGCAGCAAAUAAAAUAGUAUUUAAU
Aspergillus alliaceus is the source of this 3163-nucleotide messenger RNA. RefSeq names its product glutamine amidotransferase subunit DUG2. The transcript has 6 exons. Gene Ontology annotation, biological process: glutathione catabolic process; proteolysis. Lineage: Eukaryota; Fungi; Ascomycota; Eurotiomycetes; Eurotiales; Aspergillaceae. Gene Ontology annotation, molecular function: protein binding; peptidase activity. The coding region runs from base 136 to 3075 and encodes 979 amino acids. The record is from RefSeq and is a predicted model, not a curated record.